Messenger RNA from Aureobasidium namibiae CBS 147.97, 1800 nucleotides. RefSeq names its product Vps5-domain-containing protein. Gene Ontology annotation, molecular function: phosphatidylinositol binding. The transcript is spliced from 3 exons. Lineage: Eukaryota; Fungi; Ascomycota; Dothideomycetes; Dothideales; Saccotheciaceae. The coding region runs from base 1 to 1800 and encodes 599 amino acids. Gene Ontology annotation, cellular component: endosome. The record is from RefSeq and is a predicted model, not a curated record. Gene Ontology annotation, biological process: retrograde transport, endosome to Golgi; protein retention in Golgi apparatus.
AUGGAUGAAGACUCGCCCUGGGGUGACGUUCCGUCACGAUCGCACUCCAACACCAACCUGGCUGCCCAAGCUACAGAAGACGAGCCGACAACAUCGACGGCGACCGAGCCCGCGCCUUCGACGACAGAAACAGACACGCCAGCCGUCCCCGAGAGCACUCGAUCCAAAGUCAAGAGCCCGCCGUCCAAGACGCGUCCGUCGCGCCGCUUCGGCACCCAGUCUACCACUCUCGAAGCACUCGACGACUCGCUGGGCCCGCUUGGUCCUCUGGGGGAAGUGCCUGCCGAACCUGCUCCUGUCGAAGAACGUCCCGCGCCGCCGCAAAAGGAGCAGAAUGCCCGCAAUGCUCCACCGACCGCUGUCAUGGAGUCUACCACCUUGGACGCCGAUGGCACUUCGACCACCUCGGGACGUGCUCCUCCCCCUGUUCAGCCUGCACCCGUGGCCGACGCUCCCAGACGCCAGAUGCAACCCAGCGUCAGCAUCGAGCAAGCUGCCAAACCCUCGUUCGACAUCAGCGUUGGUGACCCGCACAAGGUUGGUGACCUGACUAGCUCCCACACCGUCUACCAGGUCCGCACCAAGACCACCAGCAAGGCUUACCGAACUCCCGAGUUCACUGUCUCGCGCCGCUACCGUGACUUCCUGUGGCUGUACAACCAACUGCACAACAACAACCCUGGCGUCGUGGUGCCGCCGCCCCCGGAAAAGCAGGCCAUGAACCGUUUUGACCAGAACUUUGUCGAGAGCCGUCGCGCCGCUCUGGAACGCAUGCUCACCAAAUCUGCCGCCCAUCCCGUCCUGCAACACGAUGGUGAUCUCAAGUUGUUCCUCGAGAGCGAGGCCUUCAAUGUCGACAUCAAGCACAAGGAGCGCAAGGACGUCGGCUUGCCCGAGACAAAGUCGGGCGGCGGCAUGCUGGGCGCCAUUGGCCUGUCGGUCGGGUCCAGCACUAAGUUUGUCGAACACGACGACUGGUUCCAUGACCGUAGGAUCUAUCUUGAUGCCCUUGAGACUCAGCUCAAGGCUCUCCUCAAAUCCACUGAUACCGUUGUUGCUCAACGCAAAUCAUUGGCCGAGAGCUGCCAGGACUUUUCUGCUUCGUUGCAUCAGCUUGCUUCGGUCGAGCUGUCACCAGAACUGUCUGCUCCUCUUGAUGCCUUGUCUGACGUUCAGAUGCGCAUCCGCGACCUCAACGAUCGCCAGGCUCAGCAGGACGUCUUGACUCUCGGCAUCGUUAUCGACGAGUACAUCCGCCUGAUUGGCAGCAUCAAGACAGCCUUCCAGCAACGCCAGAAAGCCUAUCACAACUGGCACACAGCCGAGGCCGCUCUGCAGAAACUCAAAAACACGCACGAUAAGCUACUGCGAGCUGGCCGCACCCAGCAAGACCGCCUUUCUCAGAUGCAAGCAGAUGUUGCAGAUGCCGAGCGACGCGUCCACCAGGCACGUCUGCUCUUCGAAGACAUGGGUCGUUUGAUGCGCAGCGAGCUGGACCGAUUCGAGCGCCAAAAGGUCGAUGAUUUCAAGAGUGGUGUCGAGACCUUCCUCGAGUCAGCAAUCGAGGCGCAGAAGGAACUCAUCGAACUCUGGGAGACCUAUCUACUACAGCUAGAUGCAGAUGACGAUGAGUCCGUGCCAUACUUUGCCGCCGGUGUCAAUGCCAAUGAGCGCGGUACAGACCAAGAAUCAUCGAAUAGAGAUGCGUCUGCUGCUGGAGCUACCACCGACGAGAACAGCACGGAGGAACAGCAUUCUGAGCAUGCACCGGCGACUGCAGAGGUUGAAAGCGAAGCAUAG